This is a messenger RNA of Solea solea (common sole), 2567 nucleotides long. RefSeq names its product protein arginine methyltransferase 8b (gene prmt8b). Gene Ontology annotation, cellular component: plasma membrane. The transcript is spliced from 10 exons. Bases 696 to 1916 code for a protein of 406 amino acids. Lineage: Eukaryota; Metazoa; Chordata; Actinopteri; Pleuronectiformes; Soleidae. The record is from RefSeq and is a predicted model, not a curated record. Gene Ontology annotation, molecular function: protein-arginine N-methyltransferase activity. Gene Ontology annotation, biological process: peptidyl-arginine methylation.
CAGAGAUGUAUCUCUCUUUAUGACUGAGAUUAUGAUCACGGCAGCGGCAGUGCACGCGCACAGUUGGAACCCCCAAGUCAGUCUUAACUUUCUCUCCGGGGAAAGUCAUCAGGAUUAAGCCAAAGGGCUUUAAGCAGCAGCAGCAGCAUCAUCAUCAUCAGCAGCAGGAGCAGGAGGAGCAGGAGGAGUAGGAGCGCGCACUGUGCUGUGCGACAGUGACAGGCACGUCAAGUGUUUCCAAGCGCUAAAGUGGACGAUAAGGAGGAUUUUUUUUUCCCCCACUGAGGAGUUUUCUCUCCGGUGCUUCACUAUCAUUAUUUGACGUGGGAGAUGUUAUAGGGGUUCCGUGUCAGCCAAACGGGGCGCGCGCGUGUUGGAUGGAUGAAUAUGGAUGCACGGACGCACGGACAGCUGUGGAUCUAACCUCUUCUAAAAAAAACAAAACAACCUGUAUCACAUUUCCUCUAACAUGGAUUGCUGGAUGUUUCAAAAAAGCAAUUCAACUUUAACUUUUUAAGGACAAACGUUCACAUUCACACACUCUCUAACUUUUUAUCCUUCGUACAUUCUGUGGCUUGAUUUUUUAAUAUUAUUAAUAUUGCUAUUUUCGACUUGCUACACGUUAUUCUUUUAAGAAUCCAGAACCUCCGCCCCUCACUCUUAGAGGAGUUGUAGCGUAAAUCUCGUCGGCUCUCAUGGGAUUGAGGCAUUCGUCGCGUUGUUUGCUGCUACGGCGGAAGAUGGCGGAGGCGGACAGCUCGGAGCGGCAGCAGUCUGUCACAUCCCUCCUCUCCCAGUCUGCCCAGCCGUCCUCACUGCCUAAACCAGUGGUGCCUACUACCCACCAUGUGCCCUGUGUCCCCCACACGCCUCAUGUAGCGGCCCUGUCCACCUCUCCCGGCAGAGGCAAGAUUGCCAAGUUCCUCAGCCCGGAGGAAAUGACAUCACGGGACUACUACUUUGAUUCUUAUGCCCACUUUGGCAUCCACGAGGAGAUGCUGAAAGACGAGGUGCGGACGCUCACCUACCGCAACGCCAUGUACCACAACAAGCACGUGUUCAAGGACAAGAUCGUCCUGGAUGUUGGCAGCGGGACGGGGAUCCUGUCUAUGUUCGCCGCCAACGCUGGCGCCAAGCACGUGUACGGGAUAGAAUGUUCGAGUAUAUCCGAAUAUUCAGAGAAGAUCAUCAAGUCCAAUCACCUGCACAACGUCAUUACCAUCUUCAAGGGCAAGGUGGAGGAGGUGGAGCUUCCUGUGGAGAAGGUGGACAUAAUCAUCUCAGAGUGGAUGGGCUACUGCCUCUUCUACGAGUCCAUGCUCAACACCGUCAUCUUUGCCAGGGACAAGUGGCUGAAACCCGGAGGCCUGAUGUUUCCCGACAGAGCCUCCCUCUACGUCGUCGCCAUCGAGGACCGGCAGUACAAGGACUUCAAGAUUCACUGGUGGGAAAAUGUGUACGGCUUCGACAUGAGCUGCAUUCGCAACGUGGCCAUCAAGGAGCCUCUGGUGGACGUGGUGGAUCCCAAGCAGGUGGUGACGAACACCUGCCUCCUCAAGGAAGUGGACAUCUACACUGUGAAGCCAGAGGACCUAUCCUUCACUUCAGCCUUCUGUCUGCAGGUGCAGCGCAAUGACUACGUCCACGCCCUGGUCACGUACUUCAACAUCGAGUUCACCAAGUGUCACAAGAAGACUGGCUUUUCCACCGCUCCAGAUGCUCAGAGCACUCACUGGAAGCAGACAGUGUUCUACUUAGAGGAUUACUUAACUGUCAAGAAAGGAGAGGAGAUCUUUGGCAGUAUUGCCGUCAGGCCCAAUGAGAAGAAUGUGCGCGACCUGGAGUUCACCCUCGAGCUGGACUUUAAGGGACAACUAUGUGAGGCCGCCAUUUCCCACGACUACAAAAUGCGUUAGGUGCUCCGACGUGGAUGUUUCCUCGGCUCCUUUACUCUGGUGACACCUAAAAAGAGAUAGGGGGGGCGCAGGCUCUCCAAUGAGAAUCCCAGUUGGGCAGUGGGGGUGACCCGACGCACCUGAUGCCUUUAGUUCCAGCAGCACUUCCGUGAUGUCAUCAGAAUAGGCAACAAAUAUCUAUCAGCAAUAGUGCCAUCAAGUGUACCAACCUGAUCGACUCGGGCUCUUGAAUGUAACCUCCCAACUGAACGGGAUUUUUUUUGUUCUUUAACUUGUUUCUGGGAGUUUUAAAUGUUUUGAGGAUGAAAUAAAAAAAGCAGUGAAGUCUUUAUAUUGUUAGUGCAGCUAAUUGAUCCGAGUGAUGUGGACAAGAUGACAGCAAAGAUGUUCACUCCGCCCCUUCCCCUUAGGUACUCGUCAAGAUGUUUGAUUCAUGCACGGUAUAUUUGUAUUGAAGGUACAGUGAUUGGUUAGUGAUUUGCAUGUUUUUUAAAUCGACCGCAGAGGACGUUUCACAACAACUGGACUAGAGCAAUAGAAGAACAAACAACAACAACGCAUCAGAGCGGUAAACAACACGGUUGUCGAGAUUUUAUUUCGGAGAAGAAAAAAAAAGUGAUGAUGAAUAAAAUGUCAAAGAAUCAAGUCAGA